AUGGCAGGAUCACCAAGCGAACAACCUGCGUCGGGUUCCCCUGUGCGCGCGAAGACUAGCUCUCCUGCCAGGUCCAAGACCGCUUCCCCAGUGAGGUCCAAUGCUGCCUCUCCAACCGGACUUGGCUCGCCCCCAAGUGAACACCAGAAUGAAACAGCUCAAAUUGAGGUUGACGACGAGGGCGUUGGAUCUGACGCCGCAUCAACCGUUGAUGAUCGGUGGUCUUCAUAUACGGCGUCAAUAACUUCAAGCGUGGUCGACUACCCUACAGAGCAUGGUCGUCGCUACCAUGCUUUCCGAUCUGGAUCAUACUGGGGUCCUAACGAUGAGAGCGAGAGCGACCGCCUGGACUUUUUGCAUAUGAUGAUGGUAAAAGCCACCGGAGAGAAACUCUAUUUAGCCCCGAUUGAGGAAGAAAAAGUCCAUCGAAUUCUUGACAUCGGCACCGGGACUGGAAUUUGGGCAAUGCUCAUGGGUGAGGAGUUUCCGAAUGCAGAAGUGGUGGGAAAUGAUCUGAGCGCUAUUCAGCCAACUUGGGUCUUGCCGAACGUCAAGUUUGAGAUCGAUGACGUUGAAAGUCCUUGGAUCAACUCGAGAAAGUAUGACUUCAUAUUUUGCAGAGAUAUGGCGGCGUCACUCGGAGACUGGCCGAAGCUUAUGGAGAGGAUACAUGAGAAUUUAAACCCUGGCGGCUGGGUUGAAUUCCAGGACUUCAACUUGCGUUACACGUCCGACGACGGGACUUACACCGAGCAGUACAAGACCCAUAAGUGGUCCAACAUAUUCUUUGAAGCGUGCGAACGCAUCAACCGCGAAGCCAACCCGGGACCUAAACUGGAGGGCUGGGUUCGAGAGACUGGCGAUUACGUCAAUGUUUUCCACCAGAAGUUCAAGAUUCCUGUUGGGGACUGGCCGAAAGACCCCUACUAUAAGGAAUUGGGCCUGAUCAACCUGAUGCAGAUCUUGGAUGGACUGGAAGCGUUUACUUUGAGACUCUUUACCAGUGUAUUAGGAUGGACCAAAGAGGAGGUUUUGGUCCUUCUCGCAGAGGUCCGUCGCGAGCUGAAGUCUAGAAGUUUCCAUGCCUAUAUGGAGUACUACGUUGUUUAUGCGCAGAAGCCUGAAGUGGAGCAAUGA
Molecule: messenger RNA, 1137 nt
Organism: Colletotrichum orchidophilum
Lineage: Eukaryota; Fungi; Ascomycota; Sordariomycetes; Glomerellales; Glomerellaceae
Product: methyltransferase domain-containing protein
Exons: 10
Coding region: 1-1137 (378 amino acids)
Molecular function (GO): methyltransferase activity
Source: RefSeq, a predicted model, not a curated record